This is a messenger RNA of Aethina tumida (small hive beetle), 1760 nucleotides long. Its product is annotated as cilia- and flagella-associated protein 206-like. Gene Ontology annotation, biological process: regulation of cilium beat frequency. The transcript has 10 exons. Gene Ontology annotation, cellular component: ciliary basal body; axoneme. NCBI's taxonomy places the organism in Eukaryota, Metazoa, Arthropoda, Insecta, Coleoptera, Nitidulidae. The record is from RefSeq and is a predicted model, not a curated record. Bases 1 to 1728 code for a protein of 575 amino acids.
AUGGCAAACGAUUCUUCCAAAACAAAGUCUAUAGCUUCAAAUAUCUUAAAACAUUGUUAUAGAAAAAGUAUUAGUAUUGAUGAAAACUUCUUGGAAUUUUACGUAGAUUUGCUGCGACUUAAUCCUGAAAUUGAUUCUUUUAUUAACUCAGACAAUAUCCCAGAUGCUCAAUUUUUGGAAAUGGUGACAAACAAUUUAAAAUGUCAGAAUAAGCCCCAAGUGGUAACUUUAAAAUUGCAAUGGUAUUAUAAAACAAAGUUUCAAACCAAACAUCAACUUAACGAGGAAAAUCGUGCAGAGUUAGCAAAGGAACUAUCAGAGCUAAAAAAAUAUAUUAUCGAGACGAAAAAUAUUUCCGAACAGGUUGAUGUGAACAAGAUGUUUAAAAGAAUAUUAUUUUAUAUAACAUUAACAUCUGGACUUGGAAGUCCUACUAAUGAAGGUGUUUAUCAAGAAACACAAUCAGCCCUAAAAAGCGUUUUAUCAGAGAAAGAAUUAAAAGAUUUUACCACUCUACCCAAACAUCAAAAGUUGGAUCAGCUGAACUUCUUCAUGAAACUUGUAACUGGUAUCAAAAUAUUUCACAAAGACUGUGGAAAAGGGGGAGACGCAAUAGUGGAUCUACCAGGAUUGUUGUAUAAGUCACUGGACGUUACCAGAGAAAAUUUGCGUGAACUUCUGGUACGUUUGAUGCAGAAAAUUAACAUAUUAACAACCGUUAUUGACAAAAGUUACAAGUUAACUGUAAAAGAAGAUGGUAAUCGAAUUAUGAGAUGCUCCCUGCCUGAAUCUGUAACUGAGGAUGAUAUGGAGUACAUAAAAAGUUUGUUGAUAGCUUACAGACAGUAUGAGAUUUAUUUAAGAGAUAUAAUGGCAAUAAUAGAAGAUGAGGACAACGUCAACAAAAUCUUCAAUAGGUUAAAAAUAACAUUAUCAAGAAUUCACGAAAUUUGCAGCAUAAGGGUAGCUGUGUCCUGUGCUUCUAUUUAUCCUCUUUUUGAGCAACUCUCCGAUAUAUGGACGGACAUACAAAACGAAACGAUUUACUUAUCCCACAUAAACUGUGUGUUGGAAAAGCUAGAUUAUUACGUAAACCUCUUAGACUAUCCUUCAAAAACGUUGAAAAAAAUGUUGAAUGAUGAUGAAAUGAUGACUGACGCACAACGACUGCAACGUUUUGCUGACGUGAAAUUAUCCCUGAAGACUGAUGAAGCUUUCAUGACCACAAUUAAUAAAAACAGAAACAUCGACUCCUUACAAAUUGAGUGUAUACGAUGUGAUCCCUGGAAACUGGUGCAGACUGGCGGUGGUCUGUUUCCAGGCAUACCUACAAUGGGGAUGGCCCUAACUCAAAAAUCCCAACAGUUCAUCUUUUCUGAGCCUGACUCGGCUAGAGAAUUUUUUAAAAAUGUUUCUGGAAAUAUUUCAAAUCUGUGCUCUCUACUAGCCAAAAGAAUUGAACUGAUAGAGAUGUUCAAUGCUAGGAAAUUUAUGGAACCUUUAAAACUGACUCAGGGAACGGAGGAAAGUAAGGAGCAAUCUGUUCAUUCUGUUGCGAUUCAAACGGAAGAAAUCAAGGAAGUUAUGAAAGAUUAUGUCUGGAACGUUUGGGAAUUGAAGAGAAGUGCACUUAAACUGGCCGACCUCCGCCGCAAAUCAACCAAAUCGACGAUGACCCAACACCGUCAGCUCGACGAAAACAAUCAAACGGGAGAAGCUGCAUCCUAGCGAAAUUGCAAGGCACGAAACGGUGCAUAAAC